Molecule: messenger RNA, 2412 nt
Organism: Diospyros lotus (date-plum)
Lineage: Eukaryota; Viridiplantae; Streptophyta; Magnoliopsida; Ericales; Ebenaceae
Product: ABC transporter G family member 21
Exons: 5
Coding region: 174-2216 (680 amino acids)
Cellular component (GO): membrane
Molecular function (GO): ATP hydrolysis activity; ATP binding; ABC-type transporter activity
Source: RefSeq, a predicted model, not a curated record
GUGCCUCCACCUUAAAAGCUCGCCCUUUCCCCUUCACUGCAUGUGAAAGCUAGCCCAUUCAUAUUCAACCGCGUCUCUUCUUUCCCAUCUUUUUCUCUUCAUUAUCCUUUGAUUCUCCCAACUCUUGCUUGGUUUCUUUUCUUUUUUUUUCUCUGCUUAUCUCUCUGUUCCAAAUGAUGCCCCCCGAGCAUGAAACAACCAACAUCACCGGCAGCCCCGCCGGCGUUCUUCAUGCGGCCGCGCCACCAAGUUCGGUGGCUAACGUGAGCCCUUGUAUCGAGGACGCCGUUUCAGACGUCCAACAACAGUCAUCUCCUGCUAGAUUUUCUAUUCUACGUCAAACUUUACCCCCCGUUACACUGAUGUUUGAAGAUGUGGCAUACAGUGUGAAGUUGGAAACCACAAAAGGUAGUUGCUUUUCGUCAGCCGAGCCAAAGCAAACAAGAUUUGUUCUCAAUGGGGUCAGCGGCAUCGUCCGGCCGGGCGAGCUACUAGCAAUGCUCGGCCCCUCCGGCAGCGGCAAAACCACCCUGCUGACGGCCCUUGCUGGGAGGCUCGCCGGAAAAUUCUCCGGCACGAUAACCUACAAUGGGCAGCCCUUCUCCAGCUCAAUCAAACGAAAGACCGGCUUCGUUUCACAAGACGACGUUCUCUACCCCCACCUCACCGUGCUGGAAACCCUAACUUACGCAGCCUUGCUGAGGCUGCCAAACAAGCUCAGUAGAGAAGAGAAGAUGGAGCAAGCGGAGCUGAUUAUCAUGGAGCUGGGGCUGACAAGGUGCCGAAACAGCGUGGUUGGCGGCCCGCUCUUCCGGGGAGUCUCCGGGGGGGAGAGGAAGAGGGUGAGUAUGGGGCAGGAGAUGGUGGUGAAUCCGAGCUUGCUGCUGCUGGAUGAGCCAACUUCCGGGCUGGACUCGACAACGGCGCAGCGGAUAGUGGCGACGCUAAGGGGGCUGGCGAGGGGAGGAAGAACGGUGGUUACAACCAUUCAUCAGCCGUCCAGCAGGCUGUAUGCCAUGUUUGAUAAGGUGGUGGUUUUAUCAGAAGGGUACCCAAUUUACAGUGGAGGUGCCGGGAAGGUGAUGGAGUAUUUUGGGUCACUGGGCUAUGUUCCUGGAAUUAAUUUCGUUAAUCCUGCCGAUUUUCUGCUGGAUCUUGCCAAUGGCGUGGCUCCCGACAUAAUAAAACAGGAAGAUCAACCAGAGUCUCACGGAAACGGAAGAUCAUUGGACCACCUGCUGCCUGAGGAUCAAAACUCAAUUAAGCAGUCCUUAGUAUCCUCCUACAAGAAGAACCUACACCCUUCCGUGAAGCAUGAGAUUCGUCGGAGCUGCAGCCCCCUUCUUCCAUCAGCAGCACAAACUUCCCAAUCCAAAAGCAGCAGAAGCAGUGAGAAUCAAUGGAGCACCAGCUGGUGGAUGCAGUUCAAGGUGUUGCUGAGACGGGGGCUGAAAGAACGAAAGCACGAAUCCUACUCGGGUUUAAGAAUUUUCCAGGUCUUGACUGUUGCAGUUCUUUCAGGAUUACUAUGGUGGCAUUCUAAUACAUUACACAUCCAAGAUCAGGUGGGACUUCUCUUCUUCUUCUCAAUCUUCUGGGGCUUCUUUCCUCUGUUCAAUGCCAUAUUCGCGUUCCCACAAGAACGACCAAUGCUGAUAAAAGAGCGUUCUUCAGGGAUGUAUCGUCUCUCCUCCUACUACUUUGCCCGGAUGGCAGGCGACUUGCCAAUGGAGCUCGUCCUCCCAACCAUCUUCGUCACCAUCACCUACUGGAUGGGAGGUCUCAAGCCUUCCCUCGUUACAUUCCUUCUAACCCUAUCAAUCAUCCUAUUCAACGUGCUCGUCUCCCAGGGGCUGGGACUAGCCCUCGGAGCCAUCUUAAUGGACGUGAAGCAAGCUACGACCCUAGCAUCCGUGACCAUGCUCGUGUUCCUGCUAGUCGGGGGAUACUACAUACAGCACAUCCCCCUUUUCAUCUCUUGGCUUAAGUACAUCUCACUCAGCCACUACUGCUACAAACUUCUAGUGGGAGUUCAGUACGGUGAAAAUGAGGUUUAUGAAUGCGAGUUUGGGGAGCAUUGCCGGGUGUUCGAUUUUCCGGCAAUUGAUAAUCUGGGUAUUGAUAACUUGGGCUGGGAUGUGGCUGCUUUGGCUGCAAUGUUGGUGGGAUAUAGGCUUUUGGCGUAUGUAGCAUUGAGGAUGGGGCAGCCUCGUUGACAGUCAAGAGUCUCCGAGAACAGAGAUAGAAAUUGAGUGGGUGGACCUGAUGGAGAGGCAAAUUGCCGGAUUGAAGAGCCAAGUGGUGUAAAACAGAAGAUUCACAUUGAUUGUAACACAUUGUAGCCAGUUAACUACUUUCAAGUUGUAUGUUUUUUAGCGGAUUGUUUGUGACAAAUCUUCCCAAGUUUUCACA